Molecule: messenger RNA, 2602 nt
Organism: Hypanus sabinus (Atlantic stingray)
Lineage: Eukaryota; Metazoa; Chordata; Chondrichthyes; Myliobatiformes; Dasyatidae
Product: cyclin-dependent kinase inhibitor 1-like
Exons: 4
Coding region: 61-675 (204 amino acids)
Biological process (GO): regulation of mitotic cell cycle; signal transduction by p53 class mediator
Cellular component (GO): nucleus
Molecular function (GO): cyclin-dependent protein serine/threonine kinase inhibitor activity
Source: RefSeq, a predicted model, not a curated record
CGUGCGUCACUGGCUUUGAGUUUGGGUUUGUAACGGGAAGUGCUGUCUGCGGUGUGUGGAAUGCGAUUAUUACACAACCUACAGUUAGUGGGAUUUAGCGCCACUGAACCGCUGGCGGGGAAAUGCGGCCCGGAGGAGGUAACUAUGAUGGGUCUAAGUUCCGAAGAGCAGAAGCUGGAAGUAGAUCUUAAGAGUAAAUCUGAACGGGUCCGAAGGAAUUUAUUUGGUCCCGUUGAUCACGAGCAGCUGCAGCAAGAUUUUCAGCAUUUACUGCAGGCAAAUAUUGAAGCUGCCGGACAAAGGUGGAAUUAUGACUUCGGUAAGGAAAUUCCGGCAGAAGGAACCCUUGAAUGGGAAGAACUGAAAUGUCAAGAAGUCCCAGCUUUUUACAGGAGCCGCGUUGUCAACAAAGCAAAGCACUUGUGCGGACUGCAGGGAGCUUGCGUAAAGAGCAACUCCGAUCAGCCAGCGCCUCCCAGCAAGGAUAUGAAGACACAGGUGACUCCUGAGCCCAAAAGAAGGCGGCAGACCUGCAUAACAGUGCAUCAAAGCUGUGAGUUCAUUGUGCUCCGCAGUGGGUUCCUUCCUCUUUAUGGGAUUAUUUAUGUUUGCCCAGAUUACUAUCCCGCAAAGAAGAGAUGCGCACAUCGGGCCUGCCACAGCAGAAGGAAGUAACAUUCCAGGAGAGAAAAUGGAGUGAUUACAAAAGAACUGAACAUGAUCAGAUGAUCCCUAAAGAAACUGUAGCAGAAGAUUUCUUAUUAAACUACAGAUUAUUUUCAACUAGCACGUUGAUACUCUCAUCAUUGAAGGCCAUUAUAAGUAGGAUUUUCUUCAACUGGAUUGCUUUUGUAUGCUACAAAGUAAGGUUAAAAUUCAUUGUGUUUCUGGACAAAGUCAAAUUCUGACUUCUUGUAAUCUUUUUGGUAAAGAAAUGAUUUCCGUCUCUUCCACAUCAUAAAGACUUUGUGCACGAAAUGUAUUUCACUAGUGGCUUGUUCAUUGCAAAUGUCUGCAAGUACUCUGGAUUUUAUUUUGUUUUUUAUUUUAAAACUACCCUCUUUUUGCAAUACUCUGAUUUAGUCUGCCUUUACAUAAAGAAAGCAUGGUAUAUCAUACAGCAGUGGUACAUUGAAGGGUUAUGAUGCUGAGACUAUUGGUAACACAAUCAGGUUAUAUGUUUCAAAACAUUAGCCAAAGAAGAAGAUUCUGCAGGACUAGCGCAUUGACAUGAAAACAAAACAAGCCCCAUAUAGUCAUGAAGCACACUUAAUUUUGCUGAACAAUGAUACAGACAGUAUACAAAGCUGAAUAGUUCAGAAAUCCUGGAAGAACUUAGUAAUAAAAGUUUGAUAUUCCCUGGAGCAUGUAAGCUAACUGCCAGGCCAACCCUUCCACCAUCUCUACCCUCCAGUAGUGUUGCAGUCCAACUCUUUCAUAGAGACUUCCUUCAAGGCUUGCUAUUCGUUCAAUAUUGCUACCUUUUCUCAUAUUUAGGUUUCUCCCAAUUGCCUCACUCUGAUAGAAUCACUACAUCUGCAGAGAGGAGUAGGAUAUUUUAGAGACAGUGUGAACAUUCUAAUAUACUAAAUGUCAACCAGACACACAUACAGAAAUAGAAAUCAUCCAUCUUUGCUAGGGCACAGCCAACCUUUUAUUCCAGAACUCCUAUCACCUCGCUCAGAGGAAUAGACCAUGAGCAUUCUCAUCUCCCAAUGGCUAAUUAAAUAUAAGAUGACUAAUUUGCACAGAAAAAUGUGGAGUUUCAUGAGAGGAAACACCAUGUUAUAAGUUAUAAAUAUCAAAACCACUUUUAAAAUAUCAUCAUGGAAUUGAGCAGCACAGAAAUAGGCCAUCCAGUCCACUGAUAUGACAGUGAUCAUCAAAGUGUCAUUUUUACAAUAAUCCUACUUUUCUUCAAUCUCUCCCCCUUGUUCCACCAUUGACCAACACAGAGUAACAGAGUUCAGGAUGGUGCAUAUGAGCUUGAUUUCAAAGUUUAAGAAAAGUUUGGAUAGAUACAUGGAUAGUAGAGAUGUGAUGGCUAUGAUCUCAUUGUAGGUCACUGGAACUAGGCAGUUUAAAUUGUUCAGCAUCGACUAGAUCAGCCAAAAGGCCUAUUUCUGUGCUGUAUAGUUCUAUGAACUUGGGUUCAUAGCUGGAGCUACAAUGGAGCAGAUCUACUAUACGUUCUAAUUCCAGAUUAGUCUUACCCUGUGAACUUCUAAAUCCACUUUUAUAAGAAUCCAAUUUGUUCUCAAGGUUGUGUAGCAUGUACAGGUUUAGUUUACAUAUUUCCUGAGGGACAUUCAACAUAAAAUGUUUGUUCCAGAUAACUAAAAGCAAAAUGGAAGAGUAAAACACCUUAAUUUCCCUUUCCAUCUGGUUUUCAACAAUAAUAGCAGCUAAUCUUACCUGGAGAGUACACUUGUUACCAUGAUUUCACUUCCUCCUCUACAUUCUUCCAACCCUUGCAUUCUGUAAUGGAAAGAUCUAUGACCUGAUACUUUAAACACUUCCUCAUUGUGCUUCUCAUUUUGGACAAUUAAAGCAGAAUUAACUCAAUGCUUACCUGAGUACAAUGAAAUGCAAAAGACCUGGU